Malaya genurostris is the source of this 3898-nucleotide messenger RNA. RefSeq lists its product as uncharacterized. Lineage: Eukaryota; Metazoa; Arthropoda; Insecta; Diptera; Culicidae. The coding region runs from base 920 to 3733 and encodes 937 amino acids. The record is from RefSeq and is a predicted model, not a curated record. The transcript has 9 exons.
UUUUUAUUUUUUUUUUGCAUGCACACGACGUAAGGUGAAGUGUUUUUUAUUGUUGUUGUUGUUUGAGGGUUUGAGAGGCAUAACCGCAUAACCUAUCAGCCGGUUUGUCUGGUCUACGAUCCGGGCUCUAGGCUGCCGAAGGGUUUGGCCAGCAGUUUAUGCUUGUGGCCGGUGGUAGGUGGCCAACGACGGUGGACGGGUUGGUUGGUGUGAUGAAGCACGUGCGGCUGACUGGUUGUUGCUGAUGCUGUUACUGCUGCUAGCUACCGUUCAGUGUUCAGUGUGCUGUGGGAAUUCUGCAAGGUGUUGUGUGUGCAGUAUGUGCAAUCGAACUGUGAAUUACGGGGCGUGAGAACCUGGUGGUGAUUGUUAAGAAAAACUAAAACAAAAAUUAAUGUAUCGUUUCUAAUUUUAACCGGAAAAAAAGUGCUACAGGUGUAAACAGUGAUCAAUCAUUAUCAGUGAAAAUAAAAUACAAACGAAAAACGCCAUUUAAGGCAACAUUCGAAACGAAUGGAAAGAAAAACGUGAAUAAAUAACUGACGUAUCUGUAAGAGACUGUUCGUCUACCAAAUGUAACUGGUUAAAACGUCUUCGGAGUCGCAGGACAGAGACUCACUCAGAGAAGUACGAAAGAAAGCAGAUUUCCACUGAAAUGUUGAGCAGUUUGGCAAGAGUUGCAGCUAUCGAUCGAUCGAUUGGUUGUUGUUGUUGACUGGUGACCGAAUAAACGGAUCUCGGAUAUCACACAUUCGGAACAGCCGAGAGAGAUCCCGAUGGACGUCGUAGGUCUUGAGUUGCCUAACGUAGAAAAACGAAAACGAAAGUACAAAACAAGUAGUGUAGUGCGUGCGAAGCCCUAGAAGGCAUCUCGGAUAGUGCAAAUAUUCUAGUUGAGUGAAAUACCGUCAGACGAAAAAUGUAUUCGUCAAUCCUUCUAGUGUUAGUGUUAACGUUAGCGGCAGUUCCGGAACCAUGCCGUACGCUGGAAACGCUCUUUCAGCUCGAUGGUGACGGCGAAGGAGCCGGCGGUGGUGGUGAUUUCUCUAGUCCCCUGUACGAGGAAAGCUACGAUACGGAACUGGACGACGAUCAGAAUCGAUAUCUGCAGCAACAACCGGACCAACAGCCGCCGGCAGUACUGGAUGAGGUGUACUAUCGGGUAACACCGGCCGGUCAUGAAAGUGAAAGUGAAAAGACAUUUGUUACGAGUGGUGGUGGUGGUGGUGGUGGAAGUGGCGGUAGCACGACAACGGGUAACAGCAUCCUGGCAGCAGGAGUUGACAGUGAAGAGCUUCCAUCGACUGACCGCACAAGCAGUACAUCAUCAACGUCACCAUCGUCUUCUUCGUCGUCGUCGUCGUCGUCGGAGGACAAUCCGGUCAGUGUUGCGCAAGCAUUCGUCGGAGGAGGAGGAACGUCCAACCGAGAUGCGUUCAGUAGUCGAAGUCUCGAUCAUGACACGGCCGAUUCACUUCAAUCCUCAACGGUACUGGAAUCCAAUUUCGCCAGUAACUUCCUGUACACCGGUGGGACCUACAACGACAGUUACCAUUCGAACAGCGGUGCCGAUGAAAGUGUGGAGAAACCUUCCGACGAUCCACUGGAUAGCGGCGAGGAUGAGUCGCAGUUCCCAAGUACCACCACGUUCAUCCCGCUGCUGUCCAUUCCGGAGAUAGCGAUUAAACCCACGAAGCCACACAUCGACGAAAGCAAAAUUCCCAAGACUGAACUGCUAGCCCGGAUGCUGACCGACAAGAAUCUCCGGCUUCCGAUUGCGAUCCUGGUGGACACCUGCAACGAGUCGCUGAGUUACUCCAAAAAAGUCUUCGACGCGGCACUCGUGCCCAGGUCCCCGAUGGAUGUCAUUCUGAUACGCUACAACAACACGGCUAUUGCCAAAUCGAUCAGCUUCCGAAACACGAAAUCACUGAUGGAGGCCAUCAACUCGCUGCAGCCAUCGUACGACAACAGUGCCCCGGCCUACUACAGUAUUCUGCGAACCUGUCAGGAGAUUCCCUACGACAGUGCCAUCUUUCUGGCGACGUCGAAUGCGGCCGUCGUCGAGAAGAACAUCGCCCACGAAGCAGCACUGGCGUUGUUGAGGAAACGGAUUCGGCUCUACAUUAUCUGGUUCGGUGACGAAGUGGAUCGUACUCUGUCGGAUCAAUACCUGGACAGUCAGACGGGACUGCACGAGUUGGCCUAUCGAACCGGUGGACGGGUCAUACGGUUCGAAAUCGAUCAUCAUUUCGGCAACAAUCCAGUGCUGACCACUCUCGUGUCGGAGAGCGAACUGCAUGGUGAUAACAGCAUUCCGAUUCCGGUCACGGCCGACGUUAGCAGUUUGUACUUCAAGCUGCACGGUAACCUCGGAACGGCCACGCUCAGAACCCCCAACGGCUACAUAAUCGACCUUCGGCAAAGCACCGUUUCAUCCAACGUCAACAGCAACGUCCAACCAAAGAUCAUCACCGCAGGCCAUCGCAACGAGCACGAGUUUCGUCAAUCGAAGUCACCGGCAGUGGAAGCAAACGGAUCCCGCGAUUAUAUUUUUGUAAUCAGCCCAAUAGAUACGACCGGGGAAGGAGUGUACUGGCUGAACCUGUCGGACGCCAUCAAGGACUCGGGAGACUUAUCACCGUUGACGAAGGGUCACGAAGCCGGUAGUAAUCCGCGUCGUCAGCAGUCGUACGGGGUAACGAUCAAAGCUGAUUACAACCGCAUGCGCCACGGGAUUACACUUUUAGAACACGGAGAUCCGCUUCUAGAGCAUCACUUCGAUAAUCACGGCAAUGACGUGGAUGUUCUGACUGGCAACGAAUUGGACGCACUGAAACAUCAGCAGAUACGUCGUACGGUAGCGGAUGGCGAUGGUCAUCAAUCGGCCAAACAAACUUUCCCGGAGGGCGAGGAGAGUGGAGUGCAAGGACGAGCCGCCAUUCAGUCCGUCACGAAGGUGGAUGUCGGUAUCGACUCGCAGCUGAUGGGAACGCGUGGCUCUUCGAUUCGAGUGAUCUUCGAAGUGACCAACUUCCGGCAGACGGGGAUGCUCUACUAUUUUCGAGUAACAGGAGAAAAGCGAUUUUUGCAGUUUCUAAAUCCAGGAUCGGCCUUUGUGAAUCCAGGCCAAACGAUCAGCGUGGUGGUCACUCUUCGAAUACCGACCAACGCCGAGGUUGGAUCUCGGGACAAAAUUACGUUUUACACCGAAGGACCAGACACGGUUUCGCAGGCAGCUUGGGUGACGGUAACGGAUUCAUCCGGUCUGUCCGAUGCUUACCAGCCCUCGAUAUGGUACACGUAUUCCAGCCGCUGCGAGGGCCGAUCAUCGCCGGGGACUUGUUCGGGUGCUUUCUGGACCGUCGAUAUCGCGGCACGAGACUGGGAAACGGGAAUUAUGAAGAUUGCUUCGAGCCCCACAGGAAUCCUGUACAAAAACCCUUUCACGGCAGGAACACGUGAAGAGGUGAAGGCCACCUAUACGGCUUCCUGCUGUCAACCAAAGGUGACCAUAACGGCUCACGAUGCCAGCAAAAAUGCACGCACCAUCAGUCUGGAUGUGACUGACAUUUGGUUGAAUGAAGCCGGCAUUGCGGCGGUUGUGCUUGGGGUUCUGCUACUGAUUGCAUUGAUAAUUCUGCUAGUGUUACUGAUUCGGUACUGCAUCCGGAGAAGAAAACGUUCCCAAGACCUGCCUAUCUACAGAGGCGAAACCAGACGAACUCGAUAAUGCCUCGUGGUUUCCUAAUUCCAGAUAAAUCUCUUUGCCAUAGUUUUUAGUUAGUAACGGGUUCUCAGAGAUACAACAAAUGCCAUAUCAAGAUGAAGUCAUUUUUGUGUGUGUUUUUAAGGUACUAUUAAGAGUCAAAUAAAGAAUAAAGUGUUGAGUAAAUAA